Messenger RNA from Penicillium griseofulvum, 3114 nucleotides. Its product is annotated as putative NRPS-like enzyme. Bases 1 to 3114 code for a protein of 1037 amino acids. The record is from RefSeq and is a predicted model, not a curated record. The transcript has 4 exons. NCBI's taxonomy places the organism in Eukaryota, Fungi, Ascomycota, Eurotiomycetes, Eurotiales, Aspergillaceae.
AUGGAGUCUCAUCGGAAAAGACUGCUUGCGACAACGGUCGACGAGCGUGCUGAAAUCAAUCCCAGCCAGCGAUUUGCCGUUAUUCCACGGGGACCGGAAAUAAGCAAUAAAUUCCAAGAUGUUUCCAUCAAGGACCUGGCACACGCUGUGAACUUCAUGUGUUGGUGGAUUGAAAGCAUGAUCGGACCGGCACAACACCCAGAGACAUUGGCCUACAUGGGGAGCAAUGAUGUUCGCUAUUUCAUGUUUAUGCUUGCAUGUCAGAAGACUGGAUACCAGGCCUUCUUUCCCUCCACCAGGAACUCGGACGAGGCCCACAUUCAUCUGCUGAAAGAGACAAAUUGCACCAAGUUCUUCUUCAGCGAGGAGCGCCAGGCACGAACCCAGGAGAUCCAGGGCCUUCUUUCAGCCUUGGAUAUCUUCCAGAUCCCGAAUAUGGAGCAAAUUCUCAGUGACGAGAGUGGUCUGCACCACUACCCAUACACCAAAUCUUAUGCCGAUGCGGAGAAUGACACAACGUGCAUCAUCCAUAGCUCUGGAACAACAGGCAUGCCAAAGCCGGUGCAUCUCACCAACGGCUUCUUUAUGACCAUCGAUUCUCUUUCUCAUCUCGCAAAGCCUGCAGGUCGUCAGCCAUCUAUGUUCCACAAUCUGGAUCAAACCGAUCUGGUACUGGCUACGACACCCUUCUUCCAUCUAAUGGGUCUGGUAGCAUUGUUGUUUUCAGUGUGGUUCGAAAUUCCCACUCUCGUUGGCCCAGAUAAGCCACUCUCCGUCGAUCAUAUGAUAGAACUGAUGCGCACUAUCCACCCCACAGCGGCACUCUGCACACCCUCGAUGUUGGAAGACCUAAGUCACUCCGACAAGGCGCUAGCUUGUUUAGAAGAGCUGAAGUCAGUCUACUUUGGCGGCGCUCCUCUGUUCCUAGAGACUGGAGAGCGACUACGCAAGUAUACGCAAAUCAUAUCGAUAAUAGGAACCAGCGAGGCCGGCGUGAUCCCAGCGCUAGUCCCGGAGGACCCAACCAACUGGGACUACUUUGAAUGGAACGAAGCUUACGACGUGGAAAUACACGAUGUCGGCGAGGGUAUAUUCGAGAUGGUGAUUCCUCGACAGGAGAAUGCUCGCGACUUCAAGGGCAUUUUCCACACAUACCCCGACAUCAAUGUUUAUCCAACCAAUGAUCUCUAUACCCCACACCCGACAAACCCACGUCUGUGGAAGUUCAAUGGGCGGAAGGAUGAUGUGAUUGUCCUAAGCAACGGGGAAAAAUUUAACCCUGUCGGGAUGGAGACUAUCAUUGAAGGACACCCGCUGGUUGGGAAGGCGGUGGUAGUCGGCCAGUCUCGGUUCCAGGCUGGGCUGCUAAUCGAGCCGAGUCAGAGAGAACUGGAAAUGGAUGAGAGGGCCUUUGUUGAGGAGAUCUGGCCGACAGUGCAGGUGGCUAACCAGGCUGUUGCGGCUCAUGGUCGGGUGAUGAAGAACAAGAUCUGGUUCGCGGUGAAGACGAAGCCAUUUAAGAAGACUCCUAAAGGUAGCGUGCAGCGUCGGGCUGUGCUUCGAGACUACGAGAAAGAGAUUGAUGCAAUGUAUGCCGAUGACCCCGAGGAUCAUUUGGACGAGGGCCUGCCAGAGGUCUUGGACCAUGAGAGUGUUACAGAGUAUAUUCGCCAGAUUAUUACCCGUGUUCUGGAGAAGCCCGACAUUGCAAACACCCAGGACUUCUACUCUGCCGGCCUUGAUUCUCUGACGACCAUUCAUAUCUCUCGGGUGCUGCAGAAGGGCAUCCAGCUACGUCGGCCGGCUGUGAAAGCAGAAGCCAUCAACGCCCAAACGAUCUAUGGCAACCCAACAGUCGACCGAUUGUCGCAAGUCGUAAUGGCCAUCCUAGAUGGAAAAACCCAAGCUGAUAUCCCGCGGGCAGAGAAAAUCCAGAGACUGGUGGAAAAGUAUACGUCCGACCUGCCAGUGCGGGAAGUCUACCCUCGGAAUGAAAUGCAUUCGCUUUCGACCGUGAUACUGACUGGCUCAACUGGCUCACUGGGAACUUAUCUACUGCAUUCUCUGCUGAGCAGCGAUUCCAUCAAUAAAGUCUACUGCCUCAACCGUUCAGAUGCCGAAUCACGACAGAAGAAGGGCUUCGAAGAGAAAGGAUUGCACCUUGACGCGAAUGACUGGAAAGACAAGGUCGAAUUCCUACAGGCCUCAUUUGGAGAACCACGAUUCGGCCUAGACGGAUCCAAGUACGAAGAACUUCUCGACUCAGUGGACACCAUCAUCCACAACGCCUGGAAAGUCAACUUCAACCAUUCCGUCGAUUCCUUCGAGCACACUCACAUCCAGGGCGUACGGCGCUUUAUAGACUUUAGCUUGAGCAGCCGCAGCAACGCCCAUCUUCACUUCAUCUCUUCAAUCGGCACAGUAGGCGCUUGGACCCCAGAAAUGGGAGCUUCGAUCCCAGAAGUACCGAUGGAGGACAUUGCAGUAGUUCUCCCACAAGGCUACAGCGAGUCCAAGCACGUUGCCGAGCGCAUCUGUCUCGAGGCCUCGCAACGCUCCCAUGUCCCCACGUCGGUGUAUCGCGUCGGACAGAUUGCCGGACCGACCAGUGCCCGCGGACAAUGGAAUCCGCAGGAAUGGCUCCCGACGAUCAUCGCCACGUCGAAAGCGAUGGGUAAAAUCCCUAACCGACUCGGCUCAACCGCGGUUGACUGGGUGCCAGUGGACACUCUAUCCGAUAUUAUAGUGGAAAUUGUCAACACACGUCACCGUUCAUCUGAAGAGCGCUGUGCGGUGUUUCAUCUUACGAAUUCUGAACAGGUAUCAUGGUCGUCUUUGAUCCCAGCUAUUCAGAGCCAGUAUGUGGUCGAACCAGUUCCGUUUUCCGUGUGGGUUGCCGAGCUGGAAAGUAUAACGAGCCCCAGUAGUGCGGAUUUCGCCUCGAAGCCCGCGCUCAAGCUGCUGGAGUUCUACCGUGGGCUACAAGGGGAUGACAGUGCCCUGUCUGUGGCGCUGGAUGUCCGACGGGCGAGAGAGGCAAGUGUCAGCAUGAGAACCCUCGGCCCGGUUUCUCCCUCACUCAUGCGAAAUUGGAUACGACAAUGGCAAUUUUAA